AUGGUGCGGUCGCCAUGGGAACGCGGCGGAGCCGGGAGCGGUGCGAUGGCGGCGGCGGGCGGCGCCGACGGGGGGAGCAUGGGCCCGGGCCCGUCGCCGGGAACCCCUCCGGGCGAGGAGGCGGCCAUCGCCGCGGCCCCCCCGGACCGUCCCGCUGCCCCCGCCGGACCCGAGCCGCGGAGGAAGCGCAGUGUCCCCUCCAUCAACCUGAGCGGCUGCAAGUACGAGAGUGUGCGGCGGGCGGCGCAGCACUGCGGGCUGAAGGAGGCGGCCGAAAACGAGGAGUGGACGGUGUACUGGACAGACAGCACGGUCACUUUGGAGCGCCUCAUGGAAAUGAAGCGCUUCCAGAAAAUCAACCACUUCCCAGGCAUGAUCGAGCUGUGCCGCAAGGACCUGCUGGCUCGCAACCUGAACCGCAUGCUCCGGCUCUUCCCCAAGGAGUACAACAUCUUCCCCCGCACGUGGUGCCUGCCAGCCGACUACGGAGAUUUCCAUGCCUAUAGAUCCACGAGGAAAGCAAGAACAUUCAUCUGCAAGCCCGACAACAGCUGCCAGGGAAGAGGGAUCUUCAUAACCCACCACCCAGAGGAGAUCAAGCAUGGGGAACGCAUGAUCUGUCAGCAGUACAUCUCUGAGCCCUUCCUCAUCGAUGGCUUCAAGUUCGACAUGCGCAUCUACGUGCUGGUCACAUCCUGUGACCCACUGAAGAUUUUCCUUUACAAGGAGGGCCUGGCCCGGUUUGCCACCAUGAGGUACAUCGAUAACAGCACGAGAAACCUGGGUGACAUCUGCAUGCAUCUGACCAAUUAUGCAAUCAACAAACACAAUGAGAACUUCAUCAAGGACGACAGGGUGGGCAGCAAGAGGAAGCUGUCCACCCUCAAUGCCUGGAUGGCAGAGCACAACUAUGACACAUCAAAGCUCUGGGCAGAUAUUGAUGACAUUGUUAUAAAGACACUGAUUUCAGCUCACCCUGUGCUGAAACACCAUUACCAGACUUGCUUCUCCAACCACACUACUGGCUGUGCCUGCUUUGAAAUCCUGGGCUUUGACAUUUUGCUGGAUAGAAGGCUGAAGCCAUGGCUGCUGGAGGUGAACCACUCUCCCAGCUUCAACACAGAUUCUCAGGUAGACCAUGAGGUGAAGGAUGCCCUUCUGUGUGACACCUUCAACCUGAUCAAUGUGCACGCCUGUGACAGAAAGAAGGUGCUGGAGGAAGACAAGCGGCGGGUAAAGGAACGGCUCCUUCAGGCCAACCAGACUCCCUGGGAGUCCAGGCGCAGGGAGCAGGAGAGCAGCCAGGCUGCCUGGCUGGCACAGGCUGAAACCUACGAGAACGAGCACCUGGGGGGGUUCCGACGCAUCUACCCAGCACCUGGGACAGAGAAGUAUGAGCCAUUCUUCCAGCAGAGCAGGUCCCUCUUCCAGGAAACAGCAGCAUCCAAGGCAAGAGAGGUGUAUGCCAGGCAGCAGCUGGAGGAGAUGCGCCUGAAAAAUGAAAAGAUGGAAGCUUCCAGGAAGAAGAAAACAGAGAGGAUCCAGAAUAAAAGCACAACUCCUACAACCCACCUUUCCUACAGAAGCACCAAGGCGUGGGACAGAAAGCGCGUGCAGUACAACUCCAUGCAGCCCCAGAACAUCGUGGAACAUGAAGAGAAGAGGAGAGUGAGUGCUCUGCUGCAGCGUGAGAGGCAGAUCCGAGGCCUGGGCAUCGCCGAGCUGCUUUCCCGGCUGCUCCCCACACCUCACUCCCAGGGAUCCUGCACACUCCAGAGCCAGCUGCCGUUUCCCUGGGAUGUCAUCGGGGACCACAACGCCCACGAUGUAAUGAUGUUUUUCUCAUUCCUGGGAGUCCCAGCUCAGACCCUGGGCCACAGGGCCAUACCCAGCCCCAGAGCCCAGGCCCUGCCGCGGCACUUCCCAGGCCCAGAUCCCGAGGACAUGCAGACCCUCUGCAUCCAAGGCCAGAGUGUCCCGUACCACGCGCGGCACGAGGGCUCGCGGGCGCUGGGCGGGGGCUGGCUGCAGGGCCAGGCAGCGGGGGCAGCGCUCACCCAGCCCUGCGCCCACCCCAAGGGGCUGCAGCUGAGAGACCAGGGUUUGCCUGGCACCGGCAGCCAGGCUGAGGGCUGCGAUGAUGGUAGUCUGUCAUCCUUCGAUGGAGGCAGCUGUCCCCCAGCUUCCCCAGCCAGCCCAGAGCAGGCCACAGGUGAUGGCAUCUUCAGCUGUGCUGUGGUGCAGGAGCUUCCCACCGCCACUGCCGCCCACGUGCAGCACACACAGGCCUCAGACCACGGCAGAGCCUCGCCGUGCCAGUGCGUCACACCAUGCCAGCACCUUGCCCCGUGCCAGUGCCUCACACAUUCACAGCCUGAAAAGCACAGGGCGCGGCGGCGGCGGGCGGCGGCGCGGAUGGAGCGGCUGCGGCGGGAGCUGGGCGGGGGGCGCGGAGCCCCCGAUCGCGCCCUGACCUGGCAGGCCAUGGAGCAGCUGCGGUUCCUGCGGCAGGAGCUGCCCGAGGAGUGGCCGCUGGAGCGCCUGGCCCAGGGCUUUGGCGUCAGCCCCGACGUGGUGCGGCGGGUGCUGCGGAGCCGCGGCUGCCCCUCGCCGCGCCGCCGCCUGCGGCAGGACCAGCGGGCGCUGAGCGCCGCCGCCACGGCUCCGCCGCCGGGACGGGGAGCGGGGGACGGGCGCGAGGUGCGCGCCCCCGACGGGACGCUGCUGUACCGGCUGCCGCGGGGCUGGGGCGGGCAAUAAAUGCAGUUGGGACCCGC
Pyrgilauda ruficollis (rufous-necked snowfinch) is the source of this 2777-nucleotide messenger RNA. It is a transcript of the gene NGRN, whose product is annotated as neugrin, neurite outgrowth associated. The coding region runs from base 1 to 2760 and encodes 919 amino acids. The transcript is spliced from 16 exons. Gene Ontology annotation, molecular function: tubulin binding; tubulin-glutamic acid ligase activity. The record is from RefSeq and is a predicted model, not a curated record. NCBI's taxonomy places the organism in Eukaryota, Metazoa, Chordata, Aves, Passeriformes, Passeridae. Gene Ontology annotation, cellular component: cilium. Gene Ontology annotation, biological process: protein polyglutamylation; microtubule cytoskeleton organization.